Messenger RNA from Chenopodium quinoa (quinoa), 1541 nucleotides. Its product is annotated as WUSCHEL-related homeobox 4-like. Bases 475 to 1179 code for a protein of 234 amino acids. Gene Ontology annotation, biological process: procambium histogenesis; cell division; phloem or xylem histogenesis. Gene Ontology annotation, cellular component: nucleus. The record is from RefSeq and is a predicted model, not a curated record. Lineage: Eukaryota; Viridiplantae; Streptophyta; Magnoliopsida; Caryophyllales; Amaranthaceae. Gene Ontology annotation, molecular function: DNA-binding transcription factor activity; DNA binding. The transcript has 3 exons.
CACCGAAAAGCAAAUACACAAUGUAAUGAUGAAAGCAAGAAAAACACGUCCCCUCCUCCUUUGAUUAGACUCCUCAACAACACACGCAUACAUUUUACCCACACGCUCAUUACCCAUCUAAUUACCAUCAUUCUCAUUCAUUCAUUCACUCACUUUUUUUUUUCUUUUUCCAACUUUUAUUCAAUUCUUUUUGGUAUUAGAAAUCAUAAGUCAACCUCACCUCAUCAUUUGGUCUUGGUUCUUCCAAACACCACCUCAUUUCCCACUUUCUUUUCUCACCUUUACUAUUAUCAUCAAUCUUCUUUCAUUCUCUACUUGUCCUUCAUUCUUUUCUACUUAUAUCUUUCUCUUUAUAUUUCUACCAUUAUUAUUAUUAUUCAUUAUCAUCAUCAUUAUUAACAUUAUAUCUCUAUAUAAUUAGAGACUAACUACGUUGGCGCUCUCCAUCGUUCAUUCAUUCUAUUUUUCGACGUCAUGGGUAGUAGUAGCAUGAAGGUGCACCCGUUUGCACGUGGCUUUUGGGAUAAUCAUCAAUCUCAUGACUCCCAAGCUGCCCUUUCUCUCGGGUGCAAACGGUUUCGGCCUCUUGCUCCUAAGGUUGCCACCAACAAUGUUGUUAAUCACCCUAGUUUUGAUCUCAAGAGCUUCAUAAAACCCGAGAGCGGUCCAAGAAAGGUUGUUUCCCCUUCUGAUCAUAAGAAAGAUUCAGGCACUCAACAGGUGGAAUCGCAUCCGGGUGGAACGAGAUGGAACCCUACGCAAGAGCAGAUAGGGAUCUUAGAGAUGUUGUACAGAGGAGGAAUGCGGACGCCGAAUGCGCAACAAAUAGAGCAGAUAACGGAGCAGCUAAGCAAGUACGGCAAGAUCGAAGGAAAGAAUGUAUUUUACUGGUUUCAAAAUCAUAAAGCUCGCGAAAGACAAAAGCAAAAACGCAGUAUCCUUGGCCUUAGUCACAACCCCAGGACACCUAAUGCUGCUCCUACUCAAAUUGACACUUCCAUUUCAUUAACUCUAGACACAAGGCAGGCAGACAUAGAAGAGCAACAGAUAAGUCCAUACAAGAGGAAGUAUAGGAGCUGGCUUACAUUCGAAUGCUCCGACACGAACCCGAAGAAGGAUCAUAUGAAUGAGGAAGACAAAACCCUUGAGCUAUUCCCAUUGCACCCAGAAAACCGAUGAAUAAUGAAGGAGGAUUUAUCAUAUGUAACUUGCAUUAUAAUUGUGUAGUAAUUUCUUAACUAGUACUCCCUCGGUCCCUUUUUUGUUUACUCCAUGGACCAAUUAUUUGUGAGAGCUUUACGAGUUAUAUGGGGCAAAAAUUAAGGGACAGAUGGAGUACUAUUAUUGUAGCUAGUAUUAGUAUUAUUCAUCUUAAUUAUGUUUAUGAUGAUGAUGGAGAUGCGCUUUUCUUUCUUCUUUUCCCUUUUUUCUCAUAUAGGAAAAGAAGAAAGACAAAAUGAUCUAUCUUUGUAGUAACAGUUAGGUAUGUUAUUAUGCUCCUUCUUAUUAAUGCCAGAUUUUCUGACUUUUUAACGCUCAAA